Aspergillus ibericus CBS 121593 is the source of this 1057-nucleotide messenger RNA. RefSeq names its product putative NADH-quinone oxidoreductase Pst2 (gene pst2). Bases 91 to 702 code for a protein of 203 amino acids. The transcript has 4 exons. Gene Ontology annotation, molecular function: FMN binding; NAD(P)H dehydrogenase (quinone) activity. NCBI's taxonomy places the organism in Eukaryota, Fungi, Ascomycota, Eurotiomycetes, Eurotiales, Aspergillaceae. The record is from RefSeq and is a predicted model, not a curated record.
GCCCGACCCAGCCUGCUUUCCUCCCAUCAUCUCAAGCAUCCGCUCUCGUGAAUCUUGUUCCCCGCCUUACUCCUGCCCCCCACCAUCACCAUGGCUCCCAAGAUUGCUAUCGUCUUCUACUCCAUGUACGGCCACAUCCUGAAGCUGGCCGAGGCGGAGAAGAAGGGUAUUGAGGCUGCUGGCGGUACCGCCGACAUCUACCAGGUUGCCGAGACCCUUCCCGAGGAGGUCCUGACCAAGAUGCACGCCCCGCCCAAGUCCAGCUACCCCGUCGUCACUCCCGACACCCUCCUCGAGUACGACGCCGUCCUCUUCGGUAUCCCGACUCGCUACGGUAACUUCCCCGCCCAGUGGAAGGCUUUCUGGGACAGCACCGGCAAGAUCUGGGCCAGCGGUGGCUACUGGGGCAAGUACGCCGGUCUCUUCGUCUCCACCGGUACCCAGGGUGGUGGUCAGGAGUCCACCUGCUUGGCUGCCAUGAGCACCCUUGCUCACCACGGUCUCAUCUACGUCCCUCUCGGCUACAAGACCGUCUUCGGACAGCUGGCCAACCUCGACGAGGUUCACGGCGGUAGCGCCUGGGGUGCUGGUACCUUCGCUGGUGCCGACGGCUCCCGCCAGCCCACUGCUCUUGAGAUCUCCGUCGCUGAGGCUCAGGGUAAGGCUUUCUACGAGCACCUUGCCAAGGUCAACUUCGCUUGACUGCAUGGCAGCGAGCAGGCCAAGUCGGAGUCGCAGCCAGCCGUGGCUGCUGCGUCGCAGCAACAGACAACCGAAACUCCGAAGCCCCAGCCUGCGCCGGCUCAGAACGGACAGGGCACCCAGGGAACGAAGAGUGCAGAGAAGAGCAACGAGGGACCGUGUGGCCUGCCUAAGAAGUGUGUCAUUAUGUAAUCGGAUUGCUCCCAAUAAUACCCUGCAGUUAUUCGUACCCUGCUUGCUUUGACCGGUUGGUUUGCGAUUGGCGUUUGUUUCGGAGGCCUGGGUUUCAUGUUUGCGAUGCAAAGACUUGGUUUAAAUAGAACACGAGAAUAAUAUCUUUUAUGGUUCAUGACAU